Messenger RNA from Colletotrichum higginsianum IMI 349063, 183 nucleotides. RefSeq lists its product as uncharacterized. The transcript has a single exon. Lineage: Eukaryota; Fungi; Ascomycota; Sordariomycetes; Glomerellales; Glomerellaceae. The record is from RefSeq and is a predicted model, not a curated record. The coding region runs from base 1 to 183 and encodes 60 amino acids.
AUGGAUGUUGCCGACAACCUCAACAAGCGCGCGUCGAGCGGUUCCAAGGCUGUCAUCUCCGUCAGGUCUGACUGGAAGCUCCAGGUUGCCUCAGAAGGUUGUGCCGAGUGCCGGGGCGGACGCCAGGAAGCGCGACCUACGAUGCAGGACGGGCUCCGCAACAGAGGUGAGGCUAUGUUUUAA